AUGAGACUGGUACUUCCUAACCCAGGGCUGGAUCUCCGGAUCCCGAGCCAUGAAGAUUUGGAGAGGAUAGAGAAGGAGGAGACUGGGGAAAGGCCCAAGUGGGACAACAAAGCCCAGUACAUUCUAACAUGUGUGGGCUUUGCCAUUGGGCUUGGUAACGUGUGGCGAUUUCCUUACUUGUGUCAAAGUCAUGGAGGAGGUGCCUUUUUGAUUCCCUACUUGAUCCUGCUGGUGCUGGAGGGAAUGCCUCUCCUGCUGCUGGAGUUUGCCAUCGGCCAGCGUCUCAGGAAAGGCAGUGUGGGAGUGUGGAGAGCCAUCAGCCCUUAUCUGACCGGCAUUGGUAUAGGCUCCAUGCUGGUGUCAUUUUUGGUUGGACUGUACUACAACACCUUAAUAGCCUGGAUCCUGUGGUAUCUCUUCAAUUCCUUUCAAGACCCGCUGCCUUGGACCCAGUGUCCUCUCAAUGAGAAUAGGACAGGAUUUGUACCAGAGUGUCAACGGAGCUCCACUGUGGAUUACUUUUUUUACAAAGUGACUCUGAAUAGUUCGCUCUCCAUAGCAGACUCUGGAGGAAUCCAGUGGCCCAUAGCAGUCUGCCUGCUAGCCGCCUGGACAGUCGUCGCUUUGUGCUGCAUAAGGGGCAUCACAACUUCAGGCAAGGCAGUGUACGUCACAGCCAUUCUGCCUUACAUAGUGCUGGCCAUCUUCCUGAUCCGAGGACUGACCCUUAAAGGCGCCCUGAGUGGAAUAAAGUUCCUCUUCACACCAGACGUGGACGAGUUGAUGAAACCAACUACUUGGCUGGAUGCAGGUGCCCAGGUCUUUUAUUCCUUUGGUUUGGCAUGGGGGGGCCUCAUCUCCUUCUCAAGCUACAACCCUGUUCACAACAACUGCAUGAAUGAUGCUGUGAUCCUGUCUGCUGUAACUGGCCUCACCUCAAUCUACGCUGCAACAGUCACCUACUCCAUCAUUGGCUUCAGGGCCACAGAGAAAUAUGACAGCUGUUACAGCGAGUGUUGUAAGGUCCAGCAACAGUACUGCCAAGUCUCCUCUACCUUCAUGUGCCUCCCUGAUAAGCUACAUGACAGCUCCUGUGUGAUUGAGGCAACCACAUAUGCCGGGGACGCCCCCUUCUGCACUGACGUGUCCAUGGCGAAAAAAUGGCCCCAUGAGGCAUUGACUGGAGUAACGUGUAUUGUCGCCUUCUUCAUCUGCCUCCUGUUUGCGCAGCAUUCAGGGAUUUACUGGGUAACGCUCUUUGACAACUUUGCUGGAUCUAUUCCACUUCUGACCAUUGGCUUGUUUGAGAUGAUAUCCGUUGUUUACAUCUACGGCAUAGACAGGUUCAAUAAAGACUUGGAGUUCAUGAUCGGACGUAAGCCCUCCAUCUUCUGGCAGGUUUCAUGGAGGUUCAUCAGUCCUCUAAUCGUUCUGGUUAUUUUAGUUUUCUACCUGGUGACACAAGCCCAACAAGAGCUCACCUAUUUAGUCUGGGAUCCCAACUCUGAAGUGUUCCCAUCUCUGGCAUCAGUCAUGUACCCUUCAUGGAUCAACAUGAUCAUCUUUCUUUUGGCAGGAAUCCCCAGUCUGACAGUGCCUCUGUAUGCAUUAUCACGGCUGGUCUAUGUUUGCUGCAAGAAGAAAUAA
Molecule: messenger RNA, 1647 nt
Organism: Chelmon rostratus (copperband butterflyfish)
Lineage: Eukaryota; Metazoa; Chordata; Actinopteri; Chaetodontiformes; Chaetodontidae
Product: sodium-dependent neutral amino acid transporter B(0)AT1-like
Exons: 12
Coding region: 1-1647 (548 amino acids)
Biological process (GO): sodium ion transmembrane transport
Cellular component (GO): membrane
Source: RefSeq, a predicted model, not a curated record